Molecule: messenger RNA, 1168 nt
Organism: Lacerta agilis (Sand lizard)
Lineage: Eukaryota; Metazoa; Chordata; Lepidosauria; Squamata; Lacertidae
Gene: PRXL2A
Product: peroxiredoxin like 2A
Exons: 6
Source: RefSeq, a predicted model, not a curated record
UUUCCAAACAACUUGCAAGGGAUCGUAUCCCUGGCACAAUACUUUGUCAUGAGCCAGCCCUCGAUUUCGACAUGAUCUGUCUUGUGUAAUGGCUUCUGGAGUGAUGUGCUCAGGCUCACGCCAAGGUUUCUCAUGCUGGCAAUGCGCCUGGUCCUGCCCACACUACUGAGGAGGACAUGUGUUCGGAGCUUGACCUGGGAUAUUUCUCCAUGGCAAUGUGGACCAUUGGCCUCGGAGCCAUUGGGGCUGCUGUGACAGGGAUAAUCCUUGCCAAUACAGAUUUGUUUCUGACUAAAGCAGAAAAGGCCUCCUUGGAUUUUCUCGGUUCGGCAGAUCUGAAGACUCUGGGAGGAGCAGAGCUAAGAGCAUUCAAAGCAGAGGAACUGUGGAGGAAGCAUGGUGCUGUCAUCAUGGCAGUGCGGCGGCCUGGAUGAUUUUUGUGCAGAGAGGAAGCUGCUCAGCUGUCCUCUCUGAAGCCCCAGCUUGACCAGCUGGGCAUACCCCUGUAUGCUGUUGUGAAGGAGAACAUUGGGACCGAGGUGGAGCAAUUUCAGCCGUAUUUCAAGGGGGAAAUAUUUCUGGAUGCACAGAGACGUUUCUAUGGGCCUAAGAAAAGAAAGAUGACCUUUUUGGGCAUGUUUCGCUGCAGCGUCUGGAGGCAUUUCUUCAACGCUUGGAAGCAUGGUUAUACUGGAAACUUGGAAGGAGAAGGCUUUGUCCUGGGAGGAGUUUUUGUCAUUGGACCUGGGAAGCAGGGCAUUCUCCUGGAGCAUCGUGAGAAGGAAUUUGGAGACAAAGUGAGCCUUGAUGCUGUCCUUGAAGCUGUUGAGAAGAUCCAACCACAACCUUCAGAGCAUAAAUAGAGAUAUAGAUGGCCCUUUCUUACUUACAGAAAAGCUACAAAGUCUGGGGGCAAACUCUUAACAAUAUCUCUAACUUGUUCCUAGAGAGCAAAAACAAUGUUCAAUUAUAGUGGCUGUUUAGUACUGCCGUUGGCUCCAGAUAUUCAUUCUGUGUUUCUCUUACUGGAUUAAUGACGGGCUUGGUCUGAAACCCAAAGAUCUAGCCAAGACAGUUUCCAGUUAGAACAAAACAGCUAGGCAUAUCUGGAUAUCUGUAUGCAGGAUUGAUGAUGAAGAGCUAAUAAAAACUACAUUUGAAACCAUUA